AGAGUUGCUAAUAGGCAACACGCUGUGGUGGUGAUGGGGUAGGCAAACCCCGGUUGAGCUGAUGCAAGAUGUAGACGAGGACGACGGGCAUGAUGUAGCCGGCUUUACGGAGCCUUUGCCAGAAGGCGAUGAAGAGGCGAGCAAUCUCAGCGACAUUUCGGGCGUCAGCCUGGGGAACAACCAGCCGCAGGAGGUCGAAGAAGACAUCGAUGCGCUCAUCUCCGAUGUCCAAGACCACGUCUUCGGGGAGAUGCGUUUGCCAGAAGACGUGCUCCACGAAGUCCAGUCCACCUGGACAGCCUUCCUGGCCGCCAUGCCAUCACGGGACGCCGCUGGCGAAGCCAUCUAUGGCGUUGUGUUCGACUGCGCUCCCGAGUUGCAGAGCCUCUUCAAGACGGCCCGCUCCGUCAUGGCCAUGCGCUUUGUGAAUGGCCUGAACCUCAUCUUCUCCGAGCUCGCGCGGCCCACGUCUCUCAAGGUGGUGACGGAGACUCUGGGCUUCCAGCACCUCGACAUCGAGGUGACGACUCCCAGAGUCUGCCUCUUCCGGGACGCCAUCCUGGAUGUCUUGGAGUCCGAGGUCGGCAGCAUCCUCACCCCGCAGGGGAAGGCCGGCUUCUUGGCCACCCUGAACUACGUGGGCGGCGCUAUGAUCUAUGUGCGCAGGGAAUAUGGCGACAGAAUCAGCGUCCUGCGGACGAGCUGGAUUGCGGCCAGCAUCGCACGCCUUGGCGAUGAUGAGGACGACAAUGGUGAGGAUGUUGGUCACGCUGGCGAGCCCAGCGGCAAGCAAGUGGGCGAGAAGAAAGCUGGGCCUCCUGUUGAAAUGAAAGGUGGCGCUGUGACCAAAGUGCCGCAGAACUUUAACGAAAUGUUUUUAUUCAAUGCCGCUGUGAUGGGCUUUACAGCGAGUAUGGGGUGGAUGAGCUCUGUGCUAGAACAGUUCGAGAAUAUGGUAUUGAAUGCUGCGAAAUCUAACAGGCUGCAAGAAGAGUGCGAUGUUUUGUCGCUGGUGCUGGUGAAGAGCAAGGAGGCCAUCGUGUACGCGGAGUUCAAGGCCGUGAUGCUGGCCUCCCUGCGCUCCUUGGUCCCGAAGAUCUGGGGCGUGGAGCACGAGGUCGCUUGGACAUGGUUCUGGGACAACUUGGAGCGCAUGAUCAAGUCCCAAGUGGCCAACCUGAAAGGCCAACAGCGAUCCGUGGAUCGCUUUAUCAAGUCCUUGGACGACCAGAGCAUUGCCAAGCUAUGCCGGGACGUGUACAAGCGAUUCUUCGAGCAAGCGCCAAGCGGCCAAAACUUCUUCAAGCAGUCCACGACCCGGCUGUACUUCAUUGCCGGCAAGGUCUUGGAGAUGUCUCUCGACAUCUACUUAAAGCCCCGCGAAAUGAUCGAAGAGAUCUCCGCCCUGGGCUUGAGACACGUCGGCUACGGCAUGCCGACAGAGCUGUUCCCGCCAUUCAUAGAGGCGUGGAGCCAGUCCAUCCAAAGCAUGCAAGUGGAUGCCAGGGCCGUUUCUUCGCUGCGGUGGUCACUGACCUUGAUUUCCAAGUGCCUGGUGCGAACGAUCCUUGAGGGCUCGACCAUCGUCAUGAAGGCCAUCAACACCAACAGCGCCAAGCGCUUUAGGAAGGCGAUCUCCAUCGCCUCCCGGCAAAGCCGGGAGCAGGAGCUCUUGAAGAUCACGGUCGGCACGCAAUCCAUCUCGCCGCUCUACUGGGCCAUCCAGAGUGGAAGCUUCCAGGUGGCACGGGCCAUGCUCACAGAUUUGCUGACCAUCCGUGCUGACAGGGACAACUACUACUAUGGUUGCGACGCCCUCUUCGAGCGACACCCUGACAUUCUUCAGGAGCUAUGUGCCGUGAGAGGGCAAGGCUUGCUGCCCACAAUGCUGGAUGGCCUUUGCUGGCGAUCAAAGUGGACCAUCCACAAGAUGAGGCGAGUGAACUACUUCGUGAAGCAUUUGAUCCAGAACAGCGACGGCACCUUCAACACGAGCAUCCUUGUGCUGGUGAAGCUGAACGAUCCCAACCUCAUUCGCCAUCCUGUGGUCAGCUUUGUCUUCAAGAUGCUCUGGUCGCGCAUGGCCAGCUAUAGCUUUCUCCAAAGCAGGAUCGUGUUCCUCUUCCUCGUGGUGCUGGUGGUGGUGUCUCAGAGCAUCUUGCCGCGCGUGAACGUGCAGCAAGAGACCAACGCUCACCGAGCGGCGCUCUUUGCCAGUCGAAUGGUCGCCUACUUGGCUGACUUGGGACCGUUGCUCUUCAGCCACGUUUGGCUGAGCGUCAAAGACGUGCGACGGCGUUCCUUCGUCUACGUGGCCGGAGUUCUUCCCAUGCCAGCCUACCUGGGCAACUUGACGACCCUCUCCCAGCUGUUCUUGGUCUUUGUCAUGCUGCUGAUGUGCACACAAGAGCCAAUUUUCGCGUGCCUGCAGGACAUGUAUGGUGACUUUCCUGGCGCGGGGCUUUUCACCACCCACUGCCCUGCGGCUGUGGCGCGGGAAAAUGUGUAUUCCGUGCUCUCACAGCUCUCCGUCCUGCUGCACUGGCUCUUGCUGACGGACCUCUGCAUUUUUUCCCUGCGGGUCUGUGCAUACCUCUUGACCUGCCUCCGCGUCCUCGUGGAGUUGUUCCAUUUCUGCCUGGCGGUGACUUUUCUCAUCGCGGCCUUCUCCUGCGCGAUAGCCAGCCUUGGCACCUUCCUGGUGGAUUUUUACACCAUCCCAGCAGGAGCCGGCUCCUUGCUGAGGAUCAUCCUGGGCAUGUACGAGAACAAGCGCUUUGUAGCGCUCCGGGAGUUCCCCCGGGUAUAUUCCCUGCUGGUGAUCUUCUGCAUUACCACCCUGAUCUUUCUGGCGAACCUACUGGUGGCGCAGCUGACAGGGGCGUACAAGACGGUCUACGGCGACAUGGAGGGCUACGCCAAGCUGGCCCGCAGCAGCGUCACCGUGGACACCAUCCGCUCCCAAAGGCCCAGGAAGUGGGCGGCCUUCCUGGCCAGCCUCAAGCUGGAGGACCGCAUCGAGUUCAACGAGGGGGACGUGGGCAUGGCUGGCGGCAUCCAGGUGCUGGAGCCGGCCAACCUCAACCCCACCUAUGAGGAGUGCAUUCACCGCUUUGGCGGGUCCACCUCCGUCGAGAACCCGUGGCCUGAAGAAAGUUCCCUGGAGAAGGGCAGUCUGGAUAUCAGGCUCAAACGCUUGGAGAAGCUGGUGGUGAGGGCGACAAAGAACAUGAUGAAGGGUAUGGAUGGAGGAUCAAUUGGAUCCGGAACGGGAUCUUCUGCAGCUUCCUCGUUCGCCUCCGGAGCAUCAUCAGGCUCUAGUAUGAACGAAUCUGCCUGAACAGAUGCUUUUUUUAGUGCAGGUGCGAGCAAAAGGCGCAUGCAACGCAAGAGGCUCGUGAACCCCGAAGGCUGCGAAGGCCGAUUGUUUUCCAUGGCUCUUGCGGCAACGCCGUGUCGCAGCGUGCCGCCAUCACGGCAUCUUUAGAGACGCGCAAGUGGCGCUCUUCUACACUGGCCGACUUGUCUGGACUUGAAGCUAAUGCCGUCAGAGC
Effrenium voratum is the source of this 3554-nucleotide messenger RNA. NCBI's taxonomy places the organism in Eukaryota, Dinophyceae, Suessiales, Symbiodiniaceae. The record is from the annotation of a GenBank genome assembly.